AUGCGUAUCGAAAAGUGUUAUUUCUGCUCCUCACCAAUCUAUCCAGGACAUGGUAUUCAAUUCGCCCGAAACGACAGCACAAUCUUUAAAUUCUGUCGAUCGCGUUGCAACAAAUUGUUCAAGAAGAAGAAGAACCCAAGAAAGUUAAGAUUCACAAAAGCAUCGAGACGUGCUCGCGGAAAAGAGCUCAUCAAUGAUGCCACACAAUUAUUGGAACAACGACGAGAUGAACCAGUCAAAUAUGAAAGAGAAUUGUUUAAGAAAACUGUUGAGGCCGCUAAGACUAUUUCGAGUUUGAAACAUAAACGGUAAGGACAAAAACAAGGAACAUUUCCUACAGCAAAAAAUAUUUUCUUCCAUUUUUUAUAUUUAAAAAAAAUUACUAGCGCAUGUCUAUAUUUUUUCAGUUACGCAAAUCUCAUUCGAAAACGCCUUCAACCCGGCAAAAUCGUGCAAAAGAAGGGAUUAUUGGCAAAAGUGGACAAAAAAAUGCAUCUUAUCAAAGCGCCAGUUGCGACAAGAAUUGGAGCAAAAACGAGAUCGGCUCAAAAAACAAAACAACACGAAGAAAUGGAGACAAAUUAA
This is a messenger RNA of Caenorhabditis angaria, 585 nucleotides long. The record is from the annotation of a GenBank genome assembly. Lineage: Eukaryota; Metazoa; Nematoda; Chromadorea; Rhabditida; Rhabditidae.